This is a messenger RNA of Amoebophrya sp. A120, 4406 nucleotides long. Lineage: Eukaryota; Dinophyceae; Syndiniales; Amoebophryaceae. The record is from the annotation of a GenBank genome assembly.
AUAGAGAGACAGAUAAGAUUAUGGUGCGACUUCUAGACUGAAUUCAAAUGUAGAAAAGAGUGAAUGUUGUAGCAUUGCUGCAAACACACCUGAAAACACACCUGAAAACGUGGACCUGAGCAGGAUCGCGAUACUUCAAUAAAGAUCAAGAUGGCCGACGAAACUUGUUUGGCGGGAAACCGUAGGUACUAGCACGGCCUCCUCCUCCUCUUCCACAGCACCGGCACUACCAGCACCGGCGGACAGAGAAGGUCUACUACCUUUUGAAAUGCAUCGUGUCGGCGGAACGGGCGCGGAAGUGGAGGCAAUGACGAGCUACAAUACGGCAGCUUCACCUUCAGCUACGCAGGAAACAAAUAGCGUCAAAAUGCCGGCUGCUCAAGUAGAACACGAAGAACAGCAGGGCGUGAGCAACAUAUCCGGCUUGCUCGAAGAUAUCACAGGAAAAAGUGUUAACGUUAACGGAAUUUGUGACGCAGUAAUGCAUCACAAAACGGGCCAGAAUUUGUCAUGCAUAGCAUGCAUAUUGGGCUACAUUUGUGAUGUCUGGCUGUAAUCUGUGAGAACCGUUAACGUUAACGCUUUUUCUUGUGAUAGAAGACGAGGACUACUCGGAGACGUUUUCUUCGGAAGAAGAAGAAUCUACUGAAUCGUCUCCAGGAAAAGUAAAAGAAUCUGAAAAGAUUGACGACGAUGCGCAAUCUCAAGUUGAUUCUCAUGAUAAGCCUGCGCACCAGCAGCUACCAGCUACUCCAGGUCCACCAGAGGACGAACUCCUCGGAAACAAGAAAGAAGACGGCACCUUCUACGAGCACUUAGCACCACCCAACAGCUACAGCCCGACCGCUACGAGCACAACUUGCCCAUCUACAAUCUCGCCGAAGAACUUCCACUUUUCGACAGCAGGUGCAUCUUCGUCUUCGGUUUGUUGUCAUGCAGGAUCAGGAUCAGAACAGGUGGGGACAGAAGAUUGGUCAUCCGAUGACAUCACGUCCUCAGAUAACUUCAAAAACGACAACGAUUUCGAUAUCGAGCUGGAAAACGAACCAAGAGAACCGUAUAACAAUCUGAACCUAGAGCUGCUGAAGACAUCAACAAAAACUACUUCUACCCCAACAACCAGCGGCAGUGCGGACGAGAUGGUGACCCGCACGACAACCUCCACAACCGUGAACAAAAACACAAACAGGAUCAUUUCAAUCUGUCGCAAUGAUUAUCCAGCACGGAAGAGCAGUUCUUUAUCUUUCACCCCCAUGUCGACAGCCUCGAGGACGUCGUCUUCGCGCGGGUGCAAAUUCUUCGUCCCGCAAGUGCAACAUGAUGGGAGCUGCUCGCAUGACAAAUCUUCCGGAGCAGGUGCGACUUCUUCUAGUAAAACCCCCCAAGAACCACCACCGACCGUAUCAAAUGCAAAAAUGUCUGGGUCUGGAAGGUUGCAACUUGUGAUGCUGUCUUUGGAAGGUAAAAAAAAUCUGUAUUGCAUGACCAGCAAGAAGAGUUCAGUUUGUGCUACGCGGAGUGGGCGUUUCUCAUGCGGAACACGCUUCAGUAGAAGGCCCUUUAAAAAUCUAUGACGCUAGGUCAUGCAUUACAGGCUUCAUGGGUUGUGCAAAAUAUGCAUGACAAACCUGGCAAUCUUCCAGACCCAGACAUUUUUGCACUUGAUAGACCGACUUCCGGUACCAGUGCGAGGCGUGCGGCGCGAAGUUUUUCACGGAAAAGGAAGUCAUCGAUAUGAACUGCAAAAGUAUCGUACUCGUAUAAAUGCAUUACAAAUUUCUCUCAGCAUGAGAAAUAAGAUUUGUAAAUGCGGAUUCAUCUUGAGAAGAAAAUAAAAAUUUGUAAUGCAUGACUGCAAUUACUACGAGUGCGAUUAUACUUUUGCACAGGAUAAUCGACCACGGAAAGCAACACGGGAUGGCGCACACCUGGGUGUUGGCGGUGAACCCCGAGCCGGGAGAUCACUUGGUGCGGUGGGACUGGGAAGGAUCGUUACUAUCCUUCAUGCCGGAACACCACGGGGUCUGCUUAUCCGAGAAAGAUUUCUUCGGCGACGCGAUGGUGGCGCACUUUGUGAGGGGGAGGGGGGUGGUAUAGAAAGAAAAAAGUUUGUCACAGUCAUUAACUUGGAGAUUUAGCAUUACAAAUUUUUUUAGCAUCACAACUUUUCCUUGUAUUGCAGAAACACUAAGGGAAAUCUCCUAUGAAGUUUGGCUGUGAUGCAUUUUUCCGCAUGACAGGCAUUUUUUGUAUUGCAAAAAUUCCCAUGAGUGAUCGUGACGAACUUUUUUCUUCUGAUACGUGGUCAGUGACAGCCUGGUGGAUUUUGCUUUCGUGGACAAUUCUUCUUCGACGUCUUCUUCAAGCAGCUCUUCAUCUUCUAGUAGCUCAUCAUCUACUGCGCAGGCGAAGAACAAGAAGAAACCCGAUAGAAAAAGUAACCAGAAGCACGUAACACCAUCUAAAUCCAGUGACGGAGAAACAACCGACGAGGGAAGCGGAGUAGGGAGUGAAGAGAACAGCAAAUCCGCAGACGAACAAGACACGACGGCCCUCCCGUCCAUCUCCGAGAAGAAGAAGAUCUAUCUCUGGGCGCACGAGGACCGGUUGGAAAAGAAACGAACGCAGCAGCGGUGCAUGCACAUGGUGGGAAAGAAAGGCUUCCUAUGCAUGGUAAAAGCAUCGUACUUGGAUAAAUGCAUUACAAAUUUCCUUAGUAUGAGAAAUAAAAUUUGUAAUGCGGAUUUAGCUUCAGAAUAAAACUUGUAAUGCAUGACUGCAAUACGAGUGCGAUUAUACUUUUGCAGAGGAUACUUCCACGGUUUGUACAACAACUGCGAGCAUUUUGCGUCCUGGGCCGUGAUCGGGGAGAAGAAAUCAAGACAGCUGUGGGCCUUGGGAGGCGGGGUAACCGGGCUGAGUGCCUUGUGGCAUUUGGCAGGGUACAUGGCGGCGGGGGCGAUCGGUACAGAUUUUUGCUUUUCCUCUUUAUGCUUCAGGUGCAACAAGCGCUGCAGCCCUUCAGGCUUAGUCCUCGCAUUUUUGGUCGACCCAUAUAUUACGAAAAGACAAACGGUCGCUGAAGACAUUUUUGAUAUUGGCGUCCAAUAGCAAUCAAAUUAUUCUCCUUCUCUUAGGUUUCGCCGUAGCGCACGGUGUGUUUGUGGUCUGCAAAUGGACGGGCAUAGUCUACCUCGGCUCCGACGCGGCAGAGCAUCACUGGGAUUCCCUCACACGCGUCGCGUCUCUCUCCGGUCCAGACCAACCGAAAACCUGCUGCAUCUGCAAUGCCGUUUGCACCGCUACAACAUCAACCGGUACUUGCGCGGGUGCGUCUUCUGGCAAAGUGAAAAAUAACAAUAAGAAGAAAAAACAGCAAUCAAAACCAGUGAAGGAAACCACCGAACCGCUGGAACCCUUUCUCAACUGUCAGCACGGGGCGUGUAGGAGUUGUUUGCGAAAAUACCUACUGGAAAACCACGGCCCGAUGAUCUGCCCCCACCCGGACUGCUGGGAGGUUUUGCCGCCGGAUUUACUCUGCGUGCUGGCGGAAAAGGAGGAAGAUCAAGAUGGUUUUAUCGAGGCGCCGGGGGUGCAUGGAAGCACAGUAGAGAAGAUGUGAGAGUCAGAAUCAGAUGCAAGUAGUCGAUGAAGCUGAUGCUCUCACUAAGAAUAAAAAGGAAAUGGCUGCGAAAGUAGGAGCAACUGUGACUCAAACAGUUCGACGCGUGCAUCAAAUCACAUUCACUUCUCUCAUGAAACAAAGGAGAAAAGAACAUUGAACAAUCAAUGCAGCCCUGCAGCUGCUUCUGAACUUCUAGAUCUAGAUGUAGCAGAAGUGCUACAACUUUAAUAAUACCAGUGAGCUUAGAACUAUUUCCAAGAAUACUUCUGCUUAUCAAGAACAAACAAACACCCAGAAACUGUGCCUAAAAGCACGAUCCUGACGUGCUGUCAUCUUCAACGAGCGAGCUUUUUUUAUCUAGGUGAAGUUUGAAUUUGUCGAAUAAACAAGAAAACCAGAUGACGAAACACUUGUGCCUGAACAACUAGAGCUAGCUGCACUAUUUAUGUUGAUUCGAAAUGCUUGCCUGUUUCUGUGCAGAGAAAGAAACUCACAUUGCGUUUGCGCUGAUGUUGCAGAACCUGCUAGCAGAAGUGUCCUCGCUUCUUGUAGAGCAACUGCAUAAGCUGCAUCAUCUUUUGCGAUAUUAACUCAAAGAAGAUGAAUGAAAAUGCGAAGAAUUUGAUCCAAUAGAACUGCUAUUGCUUGGAAGAACGGAGCUGAAACUUCCACUACCGCAGCUCCACUGCUUCUGCGCAGCUUCUAGGCUCGUUGCGCGAAUGACGAAUGUUGAGGUUACAAUAAGCAGUAGCCACUACGACUAACAAGAUUAAGAGUCAUG